Messenger RNA from Misgurnus anguillicaudatus (oriental weatherfish), 1511 nucleotides. The record is from RefSeq and is a predicted model, not a curated record. Lineage: Eukaryota; Metazoa; Chordata; Actinopteri; Cypriniformes; Cobitidae.
AUGAAUUGUCAGAUUUGUUUCCUACCCUGUCAGUUUAAGAUUCAACGCAGAUUCGACAGUCUGAUGAGCUGUAAUCUGACAGAGAAAAGUUGUUCAUCACUGAGUUCAGUUCUCAUCUUAAACUCCUCAAGUCUGACAGAACUGAACCUGAGUCGCAAUGAACUGCAGGAUUCAGGAGUGAAGCUUCUCUCUGAUGGACUGAAGAAUACAAACUGUAAACUGAAGAUAUUACAUCUGAGUCUCUGUAAUCUGACAGAGAAAAGUUGUUCAUCAUUGAGUUCAGUUCUCAUCUCAAACUCCUCAAGUGUGACAGAACUGAACCUGAGUGGGAAUAAACUGCAGGAUUCAGGAGCGAAGCUUCUCUCUGAUGGACUGAAGAAUACAAACUGUAAACUGAAGAUAUUAAAUCUGAGGCUCUGUUAUCUGACAGAGAAAAGUUGUUCAUCAUUGAGUUCAGUUCUCAUCUCAAAAUCCUCAAGUCUGACAGAACUGAACCUGAGUGGGAAUAAUCUGCAGGAUUCAGGAGUGAAGCUUCUCUCUGAUGGACUGAAGAAUACAAACUGUAAACUGAAUAUAUUAUAUCUGGAGUCCUGCAGUAUUGGAGAUGAAGGUUUUGUUGCUUUGGCUUCAGCUCUGAGAUCAAACCCAUCACACCUGACUGAACUCAAUCUGAACCUUAAUAAUCCAGGAGAUUCAGGAGUGAAGCUGAUCUCUGAUCUACUGAAGGAUCCACACUGUAAACUACACAAACUACAUAUUUAGUCUCGACUGUAUCAAUCAUCUACAAGAGCUACAGAUGACAAAUCAAACAACAGACUUCAUUUAUAAAGUAGAAGAUCUGCUUACUGCCUCCUACUGGACAAACAUCAGCAGUGAGACAUCAGAGCUCAACAUGAGAGACGUCUGUUAGAGUUAAACACACAAACAUGUGGAUGAAGAUCUGCAUUCAUAAUCCAGCAGAAGAGUUUAAUGAAGUUCAAUGAUGUUUAUGUUGUGGAUGUGAUUCCUACACAGCUGAUAUAUGACACUCAGUGUAUCUCUUUCUGUUGCAUCUGAUGCUGUUUAAAGUCUUCUGAGCUCUGCUGAUGCUUCAUUACCUGUAGAUCUUCAUCAUCAUCAUCAAAACAGUUCAUUCCUAUGGAUAUAUUCUCAACAAUGAUGACAGACUGACCAAUGAGAUACAGGCUUUGGGUCAUAUGACUAAAUAUUCCUUAUAGAUGUUUAUACUGCUCAUUUCUGAAUAUAAUACCCUGUUCACACUGUCAAUCCAAAUCUGAUUUUGGUGCAUAUCCUAUUGUGCAUAUCCGCUCUGAUCGCAUUUGUGUAGCUUUUCAGUUAUGUCAUGCUGUCGCGUCAUGUAAAACGUAAACAUGCUAUAGACCAGUGGCGUGCACAGACCUCCUCAGGGGGAGGGGCUGACGGACUUAAAAGGGCAUAAUUUUUUACGUCAAAUAACAAUCAAAUGUAUUUAUUACUUUGGUGUUUCAUUUUUUCUUUGGCAUUAUUUAAAU